CCUGAGUGCUGGGAUUAGAGACGUAUGCCAUCACCAUCUGGCUGUGUUGUGUUGUUUUUUAGGUUACACAAAGAAGAAUGAAGCCCAUCACCCACACACUAAGCCCUGAUUAAUAAUAUCCAUCAACAAUUAUCCUUCUCUUCUCUCAACUCUUCCAUUCUUUAGAGAGCCUCUUUGGGUUGCCCUUAAAUAAACUUUGCACUCAAAUUCUGGUCCUAGAGCUUGAUUUGGGAGGAAGGGAACUGAACCAACACAAGAAUGCCUUGAGAAUGUGGGGAAAAACAGAUUCUCUUCCUGUGAAAAAUAUGCCAUACUCUCAAGAAACCAGGGUGGGAUAUGGGGAAUAUUUGAAUAUAAGGAUCAGGGUUCCAGAACCAUUCCACAUUUCCUUUCCUCUCUUCCUCUAAAUGAUUAUCAAGGGAGUCACAGGCAUAAGUGGGAGAAAACCAUAAUUUUACUAAUAGUUUCAAAAGCAGAUUUCUGAGUUUGAGUCCAUCCUGGUCUACAAAGUGAGUUCCAGGGUAGCCAGGGCUAACAGAGAAACCUUGUCUCGAAAAACCAACAAAACAAAACAAAACAAACAAAAAACUCAACAAAACAAAACAACAACAACAAAAAAACCAAAAAAUCCUCCUCCUAUUUAAAGCACACUUUACAUAGCUGGCUCCCUUUGCUCCGGGUUCGCUGAGGUGAUGUCACGGCGUCACGGUCACACCCUUGAGACAUGCAAGCUGCGCCUUUCCUGUAUGGUGCUUUAUGAUUUAUAAGUACUUAUUUUUUUUAAGUUUUAUUUAUUUUAUGUAUGUGAGUACAUUGUAGUUCUCUUCGGACAUACCAGAGAAGGGCAUUGGAUCCCAUUGCAGACAGUUGUGAGCCACCAUGUGGUUGCUGGGAAUUGAACUCAGAACCUCUGGAAGUGCCAGUGCUCUUAACUGCUGAGCCAUCUCUCCAGCCCAAUUACUUAACUAUUAACUUAAAUGCUCCCUACUGCUUACUACAAAAACUCCAUACUCCAGCAAAAAAAAAAAAAAAAAAAAAAAAGGGGGGUGGGGGGACUAAGUCCCUGAUCACUGUUGUGAGAGUGCUCACAUGCAAGAUAUUUUAAAGGCUGAAUCUUGCUUGAGCUUAUGGCCUCAAAUACCCAAUUCCUGGCUUCCUUCCUCAUUAAAAUCAUGGUAUUUUAACCUCGACUAGGCCACAGAAAGUCAGGGACAGGGGAAACAAAAUGACCAGAUUUAUAGAGAAGGUUCCUGCUCUACCAAUCCACUGAGGUACAUGAAUGAGGAGGUAAGCAAGAACACAUUAAUGAAUGCACUAUAAUGUUAUCUAAUAAUAAUUAAGACCCAGUAUCUUGAAAUUUCACCAUGAAACUGGUAGUUCCUUUUCUUGGGGGAAGGGGAAAGAAGGCAGUCCCAAAUUCUAAGUUAUAUAAUUUAUUUUCAUGGUAAUGAAAGAAAAUUGUAAAGUGUAUCCGUGGUCCACAGAGCCCAACAAUUCCAGAUUAUUUUUGGCUUAUUGGUUUUCUAUUGGUACACACCAUGAAGAGUUCCAAUCUGUCCCCACUUCCUCUCGAUGUUACUUUUAUUCUUCUUCCAGCAAGAAAAAGUUAUCACACGCACUAAAUGUGUCACAAGUAGUGGCUGCAACAAAUUUCUUCCUUCCUUCCUUCCUUAUUUUUUUUUUUAAAGAUUUUAUUUAUUUUAUAUAUAUGAGUACACUGUAGCUGUAUUUAGACAUACCAAAUGAGGGCAUUGGAUCCCAUUUCAGAUGGUUGUGAGCCACCAUGUGGUUGCUGGGAAUUGACCUCAGGACCUCUGGAAGAGCAGUCAGUGCUCUCAACCACUGAGCCAUUUCUCCAGCCCUGAAACACAUUUCUACAGCAAGACCUUGCACCUUUGCCGGGUCUGGAAUAUUCUGUCCUCCCAUUUUCUGUUUGCUGAGAUCCCCUUAGCACUGUAAGGUCUGGCCCAAAUGGGACCUCUUCUUGAGAUGUUCCAUAAGUCCUAUCAACCAGACGCGCUCAUGGCCUUCCCACCGAAGAGCUCAGCAGUGCUGCUCAGCUGAACACUUUGUCCGCAGCGACCCUGUCCAGGUUGAUGUUUUAAUGUUUUGUUUCACCAAAGCGCGAUCUUCUAAGGCCAAGAAAACGGAACUUAUUUUUGUGAAGAUGACAAAAGCCAGGGCCGGGGGCCUAGAGCUGACCCCUAAGUCGCGUGACAGAAACCACUGAACAGUCAAGGCGCUGCCUGGGCAGAGACAACUAACCUAGGUCCCAGGCAGGUGCUGUUUCUUUAGACCCGAAGCGGAGAAAAGACAGAAACCGCUUCCUCCCGGAUCCUGGAGGCGGCGCUGAGUACUUCCGCCUUAGGAAAAAAAAAAAUGUCAUCACGGGCCGAGCUUCCGGCUCCACUCGGGAGCCCGCAAGACCUUUUAUCCUAGUUGGCCUUCGUCCGCGCACCCCACCCGGCCGCUCCCUCGGGCUUCUCCACACCCCGGGGCGCGGUUUGCACGUCUCGAGGGUGUGACCGUGACGCCGUGACGUCACCUCAGCGAACCCGGUCCUGAAAGGUUUUGGCGCUCGGUAGGAACUGGGAGUCAAGUUCCCGGAGGCGGGACUAACAUAUGACUGAUGUCCACACGCUCCAGUUGCCGUUCUCAUGCUUUCUCAAACCAACCAAUGAAUGCAAAGCAGAGAGGGCAACGCCCCUCCCUCAGCUUCUAGAGGAAGCGCCGCUCCUUCGGUUUAGCACUCAGUGGCCGCCAUGCUUGGUGUGGCUCCUCGUUCUGCGGCAGUUUGCUCUGUUUUGGCUUUCAGACGCCCUCAGUGAACUCCUCCACGAGCACUUCUGCUCUCUAACUAUCGACUUCCACUCUUUCCGGCUUCCUUCUCGCUUGCCUCUUGUCCGGCCACACUCAAGAUGGCGGCCGGGGGGCGGCGAGCCGCGGCCAGGCUUCCCCGGCGUGGUGACGUCAGCGCGCUGCGUGUCGGCAGGUGGAGGGAGAAGGGAAAGUUUGGCCCGUGCUUGGGGUUCGGGUGGAGGGCGGGACGGAGGGGCAGGGCUGGGUAGAAGCUUGUUUCGCGGUGCCGCGGAGGUUAAGGCCGGCUCGUGGGCUGGGCCGGGGACUGCGGGACGCGGAGCCGCGGGAGGCGAGGUCGGUCGCAGCCGCGCGUCUCCGCCUCGGGGCCGCGCUUGACCCGCGCGCCCCGGCGUUGUGCGCCCCAAGGCUGGGCCAAGCGGCGGGUUGGGGGCGGCGGCUGGGCGUGGGGAGGCGCGCGGCGAGGUGACCUGAGAGCCCGGAGCGUGAGGAGCACGGAGCCAGGCGCUGCAGCCGUCAUGUCCGAGGACUCGAGCGCCCUGCCCUGGUCCAUCAACAGGGACGACUACGAGCUGCAGGAGGUGAUAGGGAGUGGAGCAACUGCCGUGGUCCAAGCAGCUUACUGUGCCCCCAAAAAGGAGAGAGUGGCGAUCAAGCGGAUAAACCUGGAGAAGUGUCAGACCAGCAUGGAUGAGCUCCUGGUUCUGUUCUGGAUAUUAUUAAACACAUUGUGGCAAAGGGGGAACAUAAGAGUGGAGUUCUGGACGAGCCAACCAUUGCUACAAUCCUCCGAGAAGUCUUAGAAGGACUGGAGUACCUGCAUAAGAAUGGGCAGAUUCACAGAGAUGUGAAAGCUGGAAACAUUCUUCUAGGAGAAGACGGCUCUGUGCAGAUUGCAGAUUUCGGCGUCAGUGCUUUUUUAGCCACUGGUGGUGACAUUACCAGAAAUAAAGUGAGAAAAACGUUUGUUGGCACCCCGUGCUGGAUGGCACCCGAAGUUAUGGAGCAGGUUCGAGGUUAUGAUUUUAAAGCUGAUAUUUGGAGUUUUGGAAUCACUGCGAUUGAACUGGCCACAGGGGCAGCUCCUUAUCAUAAAUAUCCACCAAUGAAGGUUUUAAUGCUGACGCUCCAGAAUGAUCCUCCUUCUUUGGAAACUGGUGUUCAAGAUAAAGAAAUGCUGAAGAAAUAUGGAAAAUCAUUUAGAAAAAUGAUUUCAUUGUGCCUUCAAAAGGAUCCAGAAAAAAGGCCAACAGCAGCAGAACUGUUGAGGCACAAAUUUUUCCAGAAAGCAAAGAAUAAAGAAUUUCUUCAAGAAAAAAUACUCCAGAGAGCACCUACCAUUUCUGAAAGAUCUAAAAAGGUCCGCAGAGUCCCCGGCUCCAGUGGCCGUCUCCAUAAGACAGAGGACGGAGGCUGGGAGUGGAGUGACGAUGAGUUUGAUGAGGAGAGCGAGGAAGGGAGAGCUGCCAUUUCUCAGCUGAGGUCUCCCCGAGUAAAAGACUCAUUAUCCAGUUCUGAGCUCUUCGCGGCAGCUGAGCCCAUGGGGACUUUGCUUCAAGUUCCAGAACAGAUUUCUGCUCAUCUACCUCAGCCAGCUGGCCAGAUGCCCACACAGCCAGCUCAAGUCUCUCUCCUGCCCCCUGCAGAGCCAGCAAAACCAGCACAGGCUCAGUCUUCAGGAGAACGGUCCCAGGAGACCAAGAUCCCUAUCAGUCUAGUGCUAAGAUUAAGGAAUUCCAAAAAAGAACUAAAUGAUAUUCGAUUUGAAUUUACUCCUGGGAGAGAUACAGCAGAGGGUGUUUCUCAGGAGCUCAUUUCUGCUGGCCUGGUUGAUGGAAGGGAUUUAGUAAUAGUGGCAGCCAAUCUGCAGAAGAUUGUGGAAGAACCUCAGUCAAACCGAUCUGUCACUUUCAAACUGGCAUCUGGUGUUGAAGGCUCGGAUAUUCCUGAUGAUGGCAAACUGAUAGGAUUUGCCCAGCUCAGCAUCAGCUAAACCACAGACCUGGAAGAGUCAGCCUAGGAGAUGCCACACAUGCACAUGUCUGUUGCUUCUGUUGGCCUGAACCUACAACUGCCAAAGAACCCAGCAACAAACCUCCCAGCUUGGAGCUUUAGUUUUUUUCUUUGUUUUUCUUGCUGCCCUCCUCCCUGCCCCCCUUUUCUUACAAGGAAAGAAAAGUUGGAUCGUCAGUGGCCAGCCUCCCCUCAGAGAGUUCCGUUGGUAGAUACGCUGCUCAUGUCCCCUCUCCCUCCAUCUGAGAAGCAGAAGCGGCCAGUGUGCCUCAAGGCCCAGGAUGGAAGACUCUCAACUCAUUCUUGCCUUACUACAGUGAUGGUCCCAGUGGAUAGAGCAGCUGCACUGGGCAACCUCAUCUUGCCUGCUCUCCCGCACCUGCUGGGACAUGAGCAUCUUGGGAUAUCUCUUUAACACUCAAGUAGCAAUUAAAGUUGAUUGUUCAGCUGGAGCCCAGAGAAUUUAAUUACUGUUUUUUUCUUUGUACCUGAUGUGAAUUCUAGCAACCUUUGUUAGGAAAAAGCACAGCCUCGAAUGGAGGCAGCCUAAACUCUUGUCUGUCCUCUUCAUGGUGUCUCUUCCGUGUUUUGCUGAGCUGUUCUCAGGCACCCCCUCACUGCUCCCUCUUGAAAGGGUUGCUAGCCUUAACUUCAGCUGGUGCGAAACAUCUGACUGUUGUCAGACUCCAGCCAUCUGCUCCUGCAGCGUGCAGCUUUGGAUUGUUUGUGCAGAAAACAGCAAGCGAUGGCUGAUAAAUCUUAUCUUGCCAGAGGUAGUUUUUGAACAAGAAAAAGAACUUUGUAAAUCAUAUCAUUGGGAAAGUAUUUUCAAUAUUUAAAAAAAUUAAGCUGAAGAAAAACUGAUCUUUGAUCCUCCUGUGAAGAUGGACUUGCCUGGCCUUAGUCAUGUGGAAAUGGUGUACCCGGCUGAGAUUUUUACAGCAAUAAAGGGGACUCUCACUAGGCUAGAGGCCGCCUUCUGCUCCUCUCUUGCACUGACUCUGUGGAGGGGGUCUUCAUUCACUAAACUGACCCAGGAUGGAACACGAAACCACACGUGCCGUGACCUUUAGGUUUAUGAGUAGACAGUGUUAAUUUGAUUUUCUACAGGAAUUAUGUAACUUAUUCUUUAGGUUUAAAAAGAAUGCUCAAAGGCUAUACAGAGAAGCCCUGUAUCAAAAACCAAACCAAACAAACGAACAAGAUCAAUGCAAUAUGGGAAUAAUCAGUGAGGUUGGCUUUUUUCCCUACUGUUAAAUAGCAUUUGUCUAAUUGCUAAUAAGCCUGUCGUUACCAAAUUUUAUAUAAGAAUGGAAUAGUCAGUCUGGCCUUAAAGAGACACACAAAGAUGGGCUGUGAGCCCCUAGAAAGGGACUAGUUAGUUGCCUUUGAUAGAAUUCCUUGCACCUGCCAUUGUUGGUUUGAUGAACACGAUUAGGUACCCAGUGUGAUCCCACCCUCACCCCACCUCACCCAGAGCAAACCGUAGGACUGCUCCUAGAAGCAGCUCUGUUGACUUCUCUUGGAACACACCUGAACGCUUUCCUCAUUUCUAACCUGUGCCACCUCUUGUUUCGUUCAUGCUGAGCCUGUAGUUUCAGUCAUGGACUUUUGUACUGUUGAGUGCAAAGGCAUGUUGGGAAAGGUGUUGGGGAGGAAGAGAAGAUGGAUUUGAGAGGGGAGUUGGGAGACUAGAGAGUUCAAGGUCCCAGCAGGUUGGUAAAAGGAGGAGCCUACCAAGUUAGGAGGGAGAAAAAAGAUUAACCAGCUAGUUAGAAAACCAUUUAUUUUUCUUUCUUCUUUCCCCACUUGUUAGAGGUAGGGCUAUGAGGAAGCAAGGAUGGGAGGUGGGGUUGAGGUUUGGGAAGCAGGCAGCAAGCGUUACCUUUGCAGAAGACUCGUGUCUUGCUGUAGAAUCCAGUUUGGUUUCAGCAGCUUGACUUAAUGCACUUACAGGCUCAGGAAGGAAUUUGCUAUCACUGUUGUGGCUUUUGACUUGGGGUGGUCCAGUGCCAGGCUGGAAGUAAGCACAGCCCAUCUCCUGUUCACAUUCUCUAGACCGUCAUCACCUUUGCCCUGCUCUGGGGGACAGACAUGACAGUAAAAGUGUCCCGGGACUCUUUCCGUUCAUUGUUUGCUUUUUUGGCAACUAGGAGGUUGGCACUAAGACCCAGGACAAUGUUACUUCUCUGUGAUGUGUGGUGACUUCCCUCUGCUGGCUUAUGCAGUGAUGGUGAAUGAACCAGUCAGUGGAAAACUGCUGAGGUGGGACAGCUGGGAGCCAGGGAGCCGAAGCAGUGCUUCAGGGGGUACUGUCACUAAGCCCUCAAGAUACCCUUGUCCCUGAAGUAGGGACUAACUAUAGCACAAGAUAGUAUGUGCCAAUAUAGCCAAGAUAAUAUGUGAAAUGGUCUUUCUAAAUGAUUAAAGAAAUCAUUUGCGUUGGUUCUUGUUUUUUGUGUUUUCCCUCUAUUUUCAACCAAAUCCUAGAGCCAGCUGAGACUGCUGAGUAAUCUGAAGGCGAGAGCAAGGAUAUACCAGCGAGGUCAGCCCCUCUAGAAUGUUUGCUGGAUGGUGGAAGAUGUAAAAUAUUACCUUCUCCCUCUCCUCUUGACUUGUAUUUUACUGCAUGGUUUUUUUUUUUUCAUUUUUAAUCAAUAAAGAGUAAAUUGUCCUUAAUGAUA
Messenger RNA from Mus musculus (house mouse), 7514 nucleotides. It is a transcript of the gene Oxsr1, whose product is annotated as oxidative-stress responsive 1. Bases 3803 to 4810 code for a protein of 335 amino acids. The transcript is spliced from 17 exons. Lineage: Eukaryota; Metazoa; Chordata; Mammalia; Rodentia; Muridae. Gene Ontology annotation, cellular component: cytosol; cytoplasm. Gene Ontology annotation, molecular function: ATP binding; scaffold protein binding; protein kinase binding. The record is from RefSeq and is a predicted model, not a curated record. Gene Ontology annotation, biological process: intracellular signal transduction; osmosensory signaling pathway; chemokine (C-X-C motif) ligand 12 signaling pathway.